GGAAUGGGGAUCAGUGGGCUGGAGGAGGGAGGCUGUCUUGGUCGAGGUCUGUGCUGUGCCUGGCACAAUAGCACAAGAAUAGUAGGAGGAGCUCAUGGGGGCAGAACAGUGUGGGAGGGGAUCAUAAGAAGGGAGGAGCUUUGGGAACAGAAUGAGGUGGGAGGGUGUUAGGCCCAGUAGGUGCCAUGGAGGAGGCAGAUUCCUACCCCGCCCUGUCUCCAUCCCUCUCCCCACUGCAGUUCGAUCCAGUGACAGACAGACACGGCCAUGGCUCUGAGGGGACCUCGCCCAGCGCUCCUGCUGCCGCUCGCCCUGCUGGCCGCCUGCCUAGUCCUGGCCAGUGGGCAGCCAUGGAUCGAGCCGAACUUCAUUUUCCAGAGGAAGCAUGUGAACUAUCCAAAGACUCCCGCCCCGGACGCCAACGACUACUGCAACAAGAUGAUGCUGCUUCGGGGACUGUAUGGGAAGGCAGUCAACACCUUCAUUCACGAGCCUGUCUCAAAUAUCAACAGAAUCUGCAGGGAUGAUGGGAUACCCAAAAUAGGUGGCCUGCGCGAGAGCAAAGAUGAAUUCAGCAUCACUCAGUGCAUAUUUAACCCUGACACACUGUCAAUCUCUUACAUCGGGGUAGUGAAGAAGCUGAAAAUUAUCGUUGGCUGCUGGAAUUUUUACGCUGUGUACUACCUGGAGCAGCUCUAG
Mauremys mutica (yellowpond turtle) is the source of this 699-nucleotide messenger RNA. Its product is annotated as ribonuclease-like. Lineage: Eukaryota; Metazoa; Chordata; Testudines; Geoemydidae. Bases 268 to 699 code for a protein of 143 amino acids. The transcript has a single exon. Gene Ontology annotation, molecular function: nucleic acid binding. The record is from RefSeq and is a predicted model, not a curated record.